GGAAAUCGACAACACCGACAACCCAUCAUGGCCUCACAAGAUACCGCCACGAGUGCAACGGCGGACGAUGUCGAGAUGAUGGACUCGCAAGUCUCGGACACGCAGCGUGAACCCAUCCUCAAGAGCGACGACGAGGACGAGAAUGUAGGCGCGAGGUCCGGGUCGAGUUUGGGUGGAUUUUGGGACAUUCAGGGUUGGAAUCCAGACUAUCAGCGGGAGCUGGAAGACGUCGCACGUAGAGGGUUCACGGCAGACUCCGACUGGAUAGCCCUAACCCACAUGCUCAAGAUCAAGAUCGUCAAGAACCUAGCCGACCUCCUCCUCUCCCCUCACAACGCCAGCGCCCUCACCUCCAACUCUUCCUCUUCAACAAACGCGACAUCGACUUCGAAGCAACAUCCUCUCAACCGGGGAGAAGGUUCCGCGGAUUCCUUUGCCGCCGAACCGGAACAGGAUCAGUACGGAACGUCCUCGUCGGUGGUGAUGGACUUGACGCCGAGCACGCAGGGAGGGUUGAUCAUCCCUCCUUUCCCACCGUUGGUCCGGAAUCGAGAUCGUGCGAGAGGACCGGUGGCUUCGGGGUCGUCUUCAAGUCCAGGUGCUGGAGCUGGACAAGGGUAUACGGGGGUCGGACAGGGGCAGGGCGUACAAGGGUACACGCACCAGUCGAUCCAGGCUCAAUCGUCUCAAUCUCAAGCGGGUUCCUCGAGCGCGUACCAGCAGACACAACCCAUCGUCAACGCAGGUGCAGGUUCGGGUGUGAUGGGGGAUCCGUUGUACGAUGAAGAAGCCGCUAUCGGAGGCAAAGUCUUGCCAGGAAAGCUAAGGCCUAGGGAGGCGGAAGGGAUGGUAGAAGGGAUUUGGAGGUUGUUGGACGAGUUUCAAGAUGACCCACCGUUCACCGUUCAGAGAUUAUGCGAACUCGCAGCUUUCCCUACGAAACAACACCGUCUUCCCGGCAAAUACGUCCGGGCACUCGAACGCGUUCUCCUCGUCACCACCACCUUUGAUCCUAAUGCCUCUAUCGGAACGACGACAGGAGGAGAUACGGUAGCGCCCGGCUCGGGCGUCCCUGGAGUUCCACCGGCAUUGGCCUUGGAGAGGCCUUUGUUCGGGCUGAUACCGUUCUUGAAUGAGGAUGCCGGGGAGGAGACGGUCAUGCCCAGGUCGGGUUCUAGCGGGGACGCUUCGUCUUCAGCAGCGGCGUCUAAUUCGGGGACGAGUGCGGUUACGAGCGCUCCGAUGGACAUGGACCUGUCUUCAUCGACACCGCUCGGAGGACCCCCCGUCGCUCCUACCCCAGAACCGUUCCUCGGAAGGGUAGACGAACUGGAUGCCGGUCCGCUCAUCACCCCGCCCUUACCCACCGAUACGAACUUAGCCGGGACAGGUAUGGGCGGACCGAGUACGGGACCAGGACCUGCCGAGGACCCUCACCGAUUACGUGCGGAUGGCGAGACGGGUAGUGGUGGAGCCGGAGGCGGGGUGGUCCAGCACGGGCUGAGCGAGAGGCCGAGGGCGAUCUCGAGCACGACGGAUCUGAGCGCUCUGGACCCAUCGGGAGGAGGACUCGGUGCGGGAGGAUAUAGGGAUGGUCACGAAGAGGACGAGGAGGGCGAGAGCGGGAGCAGCGAUAUGGAAUCGGAUACGGCUUCCUCGGCCUCGUCGACCGUCAGCCGGGGCUCCAGCUUGAGGGUCGGUCCGGUCGACAGAACCAAAAUAAUCAGACCGAGAAGGAUCAGCAAGUUGCCGCGAACGGUCUCGACGCAGAGUCUGAACGAUCGGUUCGUGAGUACUGGCGUAGAGGUGAUUGAUCCGGGAAAGGAAGAACGGGCGAGGUUGGGAGGGACGCCGGGUGAGGCGGGUGAGGCGGUCGUUCGCGCCGACGGUGAGGGGAUUGAGGCUGAGAAUCAGCGCAAGACCGGGACACCGGACGGGCCCGAUGAGGGACAUGGGAUCAAGGUCGAGCGGAAGGAAGUACAGGUUGACGAGGGCAAAGAGGGUUUGACGGCAGAUGCAAAGAAGGAGGGAGAGGAAGAGGGCCAGUCGGGCGCGCCGGCCAAAGUGCGCAAGGUCGAGUAAUAAAACGAUCCUGCUUUAGGGGAUGACGGUCACGAUUAGAUGUGGUCAUACCUUAUUACGAUGUCUGUCAUGCAUAUGGGUAUUGUCCUAGAUUGUUUAUAUGCAUGGUCCUCCACUGCCCUCCUAGAUGACGAUCAAAGCAUU
This is a messenger RNA of Filobasidium floriforme, 2226 nucleotides long. RefSeq lists its product as uncharacterized. The record is from RefSeq and is a predicted model, not a curated record. Gene Ontology annotation, biological process: protein dephosphorylation. The coding region runs from base 28 to 2082 and encodes 684 amino acids. NCBI's taxonomy places the organism in Eukaryota, Fungi, Basidiomycota, Tremellomycetes, Filobasidiales, Filobasidiaceae. Gene Ontology annotation, molecular function: protein phosphatase regulator activity. Gene Ontology annotation, cellular component: cytoplasm; nucleus; protein phosphatase 4 complex. The transcript has 4 exons.